AUGGAACCAAUUGGAAGCGACGAUGCAAAGAUCGAAAACAGAGACGCUCGUCGAGGACUCGAUCCGCCCUUUGUCUCUAGUACCCUCUAUACCCUCUCGAGAGACGUUGUCACUUUCUUGACAUACCCCGGUCCCCGUGUCUUCACCAAGAACGAGGCCCAAAACGUCGGCAACUGGCUCUACUCCUUCGACCUCAAGCCCAUCCACGACAGGCGCAUCCAACAAUGGGACGUUUGCGAAAACGACAUGAUUGCAAAACGCUUCAGCGACUCCUUCAAGCCCCUCGAAUCCAUGGAAGACAUGUACAAGAACGUGCAGGAGGGCCGACCCCUUUGCACGGGUUUCCGUCAGGAACGCUGUGCGCCGUGCUAUUCCUGUAGCAACCGACUGGGACACUGGAGAGAUCGCGGUCUGAGCUGCGACAGCUCCCAAGGUAUCUCGUUGAUCCGCAGCGACUCCAGCGACCUCGGCUCAACCGUCAACCUUAGGGAUCCUAUGCCAGGAUUGGCUGCCAAGCCAAAGUGGAUCAUCCCAGGAAUUUUGAGCGACACAAGCAGCAUCUACUCUGACACGGAUGAGUGGGUUCGACUUCACUGGGCUAUUUGGACGACCGACCCUGCCAAGACCUGGAAACAACGCCACUACCAGGCUAUCGAAACCGUCUUUGUCCACAACCCCAACGCUGUCCUUAUCAUUCUCUCCAACACCCUCCCAAGCAACUUCUUCUCAGCCUAUACCCGACAAGGCUACCAAAUUCACAUCAUGGCCGUCUCCAAGGAACUUUUGUUGCACCGAAAGUGGUUCUUCAGCGCGGAAACAGAGGAUUGGAUUCGCCGGUGGGAGGAGUGGUCCAAGAAGAGCCCCUAUUUCCCUAUCCAUUUGGCCGAUUAUAUUCGUCUCGUGGCGAUCUAUAAGUAUGGAGGUCUCUACAUGGACAUGGAUGCCCUCUGGGUUCGUGCCCCCGGCGACAGCACAACAGAGUUCAUCGGAUCUGACAUUUCGGAUACCGAGAGUGAUCACGCAUGGAGUCUGGACGCCAACAACACCUAUCUAGCGAACGGAGUGAUGCGAUUCCGACGUGGUCGAACCAUGUUUAGGGAGAUCGCAGAGAACUCCUUCACAGCCGCAAAGUACGACCCCAAGUGCUUCAACUGCGGCGGCCCCAAGGCCUUCACAACAUAUGUGAAGACUCGCCGAUCCCUGCUCGAGACCAAUGGACUCCACAUUUUGCCUCGGGAAGCACUCUACCCUUAUAACUGGAAGGAGAUUGUGCCUGCACUCAGGAAAACCAACAGGGCCGAGGACGAUGUUCUCCGCAUCGAGGAUCAUAGUCUUAGUAUCCACCUCUACGGUAAAGUGACCAGCGACUCGGAUAUCGAGGAGGGCAGUGUCGUCGGAGCAGUGCUCAAGAUCUGGGGUCUGGACCUUUCACCGCCAUUCCAGUCCAACCCAGGAAGCCCAAGGCUGCAGGGACCCAAAAUCAUGUACUAUCAGGUCCCCUCCACUCCUUCCGAGUCCGAGUCCAGGAGCACAGUCCUCGAUAAGGUGCCCGGAUCAUUCAAGGGCAUUUACGCGGUGUUUGUUCGCGGAGGACGGUCGGCCGAUGGGUUUAUUACGAGAAAGGCGUCGAUCCUGAUCACUGUCAAGGUGGGAGCCAUUGCCAUGGAUGCACAGGGAGCAGGGACGAAGAGGAUCCAGAUGGAUUUGGGUCAGUCGAUUACGAUGGCUCAGCUGAACCUGGCGUUGUCGCGGUUACGGUACAUCCCUCCAACAAGCGCAGGAUGGGACGGCGCAGACGACAUCAAGAUCCAGGUGGAGUUUGGACUUAUGAUAGAACAGCUGGUUAUCCCAGUCAUCCGGAGGGCCGCCACAAAACAUGCAUAA
Messenger RNA from Linnemannia hyalina, 1884 nucleotides. NCBI's taxonomy places the organism in Eukaryota, Fungi, Mortierellomycota, Mortierellomycetes, Mortierellales, Mortierellaceae. The record is from the annotation of a GenBank genome assembly.